Molecule: messenger RNA, 456 nt
Organism: Talaromyces stipitatus ATCC 10500
Lineage: Eukaryota; Fungi; Ascomycota; Eurotiomycetes; Eurotiales; Trichocomaceae
Exons: 2
Coding region: 1-456 (151 amino acids)
Source: RefSeq, a predicted model, not a curated record
AUGUCACCCACCAUCUACGGACUAGUUAGUGGGCUGUUCAACAAACUCUUCAUCCAAAUUCCGAGACUUAUGAGAACGGCUAUCGAGGUUGGCGCGGCCGAGUAUGUUAAUGCACACUGGAACCACGUGCACAUUGCAGAUUUGGCGUCUCUUUACGAGCCUCUGCUUCGCUCUGCAUUAGAUGGUAAAGACGGUCUCGCAUUUGGUGUACAGGGGAUCUACUUCUCUGAAACCGGGGAGCAUACAUGGCUGGAUUUGAGCUUGACGGAUUACAUUGCAGCAGUCGGCGAAACAGUGGGGGAGUGGCUUGUUGCAGUAUGGGGAGUUGGGGUGGUGUUCAUCAUGAGUUCUCGGUUUGCCUCCUCCGGGUUCCAUGGCUCCAUGUCACUAACUGGUGGUGGAUUACGUCUCGGACUAGGCCAGUCUGGAAGCCGACAAGGGGAAGAAGAGAUUUGA